CACACUUGAGCAUAUAUAAGCAGCUACUCUGGAUGCCUAAGUCAACUGGCAGGCAUCUGACUCAGCAUCUUCGGAUUUACACAAGACAUCAGUAGUUCUCAGUCAGGAUCCUGUGGUAAGGUUCCACCAAAGUGCCACCAUGAGCACCGACGCUGAAAUGGAGCAGUAUGGCCCGGCGGCCAUUUACCUCCGGAAGUCAGAAAAGGAGAGGAUUGAGGCUCAGAGUACCCCCUUUGAUGCCAAGUCUGCCUAUUUCGUGGUGGAUGCUGAUGAACUCUAUGUCAAGUGUAAAGUCAUCAAGAAGGAGGGUGGCAAAGCCACAGUUGAGACCGAUGGAGGAAAGACCGUCACUGUCAAAGAGGAUGAAAUCUUCCCCAGAAAUCCUCCAAAGUUCGACAAAAUUGAGGACUUGGCCAUGAUGACCCACCUCAAUGAGCCUUGUGUGCUGUAUAACCUGAAAGACCGUUUUGCAUCCUGGAUGAUCUACACCUAUUCCGGGUUGUUCUGCGUGGUCGUGAAUCCCUACAAGUGGCUUCCAGUGUAUGAUGCUGUUGUUGUAGCAGGAUACAGAGGCAAGAAGAGGAUUGAGGCCCCACCCCACAUUUUCUCCAUCUCUGACAAUGCCUAUCAGUUCAUGCUCACAGAUCGUGAGAACCAGUCUGUCCUGAUUACUGGAGAAUCCGGUGCUGGAAAGACUGUCAACACCAAGCGUGUCAUCCAGUACUUUGCAACAAUUGCAGCUCUGGGUAGCAAAAAGGACCAGCAAGCCGGCAGCUCUGGUAAAAUUCAGGGCUCCCUUGAAGACCAAAUUGUUGCUGCCAACCCUCUGCUAGAGGCAUACGGUAAUGCCAAGACAGUCAGGAAUGACAACUCCUCCCGUUUUGGUAAAUUCAUCAGGAUCCACUUUGGCACCAGUGGAAAACUGGCCUCAGCUGAUAUUGAAACAUAUCUGCUUGAGAAGUCCCGUGUCACCUUCCAGCUGUCUGCUGAGAGGAGCUACCAUAUCUUCUAUCAGCUGAUGACAGGCCACAAGCCUGAGCUCAUUGAUGCUCUGUUGAUCACCACCAACCCCUAUGACUUCCCAAUGAUCAGCCAGGGUGAAAUCACUGUCAAGAGUAUCAAUGAUAUUGAGGAGUUCAUUGCUACAGAUACUGCUAUUGACAUCUUGGGCUUUACUGCUGAUGAGAAGUUCAACAUCUACAAGCUCACUGGAGCUGUGAUGCAUCACGGCAACAUGAAGUUCAAGCAGAAGCAGAGAGAGGAGCAGGCUGAACCUGAUGGCACUGAGGUGGCUGAUAAAAUCGCCUACCUCAUGGGUCUGAACUCAGCUGAUAUGCUGAAGGCUUUGUGCUACCCAAGAGUCAAGGUCGGAAAUGAGAUGGUCACCAAAGGUCAGACCGUCCCACAGGUCAACAAUUCUGUCAGCGCUCUGUGCAAGUCUGUCUAUGAGAAAAUGUUCUUGUGGAUGGUCAUCCGUAUCAAUGAGAUGCUGGACACAAAGCAGUCAAGAGCCUUCUUCAUUGGAGUCUUGGACAUUGCUGGAUUUGAGAUCUUUGACUACAACAGCUUGGAGCAGCUCUGCAUCAACUUCACCAAUGAGAAACUGCAGCAGUUCUUCAACCACCACAUGUUUGUCCUGGAGCAAGAGGAGUACAAGAAGGAAGGCAUUGAGUGGGAGUUGAUUGACUUCGGUAUGGACUUGGCUGCCUGCAUUGAGCUUAUUGAGAAGCCAUUGGGCAUCUUCUCCAUCCUUGAGGAGGAAUGCAUGUUCCCCAAAGCCUCUGACACAACUUUCAAGAACAAGCUGAUUGAUCAGCAUCUUGGCAAGAACAAGGCCUUUGAAAAGCCAAAGCCUGGAAAGGGCAAAGCUGAGGCUCACUUCUCCCUGGUUCACUAUGCUGGUACAGUGGACUACAACAUCACUGGCUGGCUGGACAAGAACAAGGACCCACUGAACGAUUCAGUGGUUCAGCUCUACCAGAAGUCUGGAAACAAACUGCUGUGCUUCCUGUAUGCAUCUCACGGAGCAGCUGAGGCUGAGGCUGCUGGUGGUGGUGGAAAGAAGGGUGGCAAGAAGAAGGGUGGUUCCUUCCAGACUGUGUCUGCUCUUUUCAGGGAGAACUUGGGCAAGUUGAUGACCAACUUGAGGAGCACUCAUCCUCACUUUGUGCGUUGCCUGAUUCCCAAUGAAACAAAGACCCCAGGUCUUAUGGAUAACUUCUUGGUCAUCCACCAGCUGAGGUGUAACGGUGUGCUGGAGGGCAUCAGAAUCUGCAGAAAGGGCUUCCCCAGCAGAAUCCUUUAUGGUGACUUCAAGCAGAGAUACAAAGUAUUGAAUGCCAGUGUCAUCCCUGAGGGUCAGUUUAUUGACAACAAGAAAGCUUCUGAGAAGCUGCUGGGCUCCAUUGAUGUGGACCACACCCAGUACAAGUUUGGACACACUAAGGUGUUCUUCAAAGCUGGCCUUCUGGGUACUCUUGAGGAGAUGAGAGAUGAGAAACUGGCUGAGCUGGUUACCAUGACUCAGGCUCUCUGCAGAGGAUAUCUCAUGAGAAAGGAGUUUGUUAAGAUGAUGGAGAGGAGAGAGGCUAUCUACUCCAUCCAGUACAACAUCCGAUCAUUCAUGAAUGUGAAGAACUGGCCAUGGAUGAACCUGUACUUCAAGAUCAAGCCUCUGCUGAAGAGCGCUGAGACUGAGAAGGAGUUGAUGCAGAUGAAGGAGAACUAUGAGAAGAUGCAAUCAGACCUGGCUGCUGCUUUGGCCAAGAAGAAGGAACUAGAGGAGAAAAUGGUGUCCUUGCUCCAGGAGAAGAAUGACUUGCAGCUCCAAGUUGCUGCAGAAGUUGAGAGCCUUGGAGAUGCUGAGGAAAGGUGUGAAGGGCUGAUUAAGAGCAAGAUCCAGCUUGAGGCCAAACUCAAAGAGACAACUGAGAGACUGGAGGAUGAAGAGGAAAUCAAUGCUGAGCUGACUGCAAAGAAGAGGAAGCUGGAGGAUGAAUGCUCUGAGCUGAAGAAGGACAUUGAUGACCUAGAACUCACCUUGGCUAAAGUGGAAAAGGAGAAACAUGCCACUGAAAACAAGGUGAAAAACCUGACAGAAGAGAUGGCUACUCAGGAUGAGGCCAUUGCCAAGCUGACCAAGGAGAAGAAAGCCCUCCAAGAGGCCCAUCAGCAAACACUGGAUGACCUCCAGGCAGAGGAAGACAAAGUCAACACUCUGACCAAGGCCAAGACAAAGCUGGAGCAGCAAGUGGACGAUCUUGAGGGAUCUCUGGAGCAAGAGAAGAAGCUCCGUAUGGACCUUGAGAGAGCCAAGAGAAAGCUUGAAGGAGAUCUGAAACUGGCUCAGGAAUCCAUCAUGGAUCUAGAGAAUGACAAGCAGCAGUCUGAGGAGAAGAUCAAGAAGAAGGACUUUGAAAUCAGCCAACUCCUUAGCAAGAUUGAGGAUGAACAGUCCCUUGGAGCUCAGCUGCAGAAGAAGAUCAAGGAACUCCAGGCCCGCAUUGAGGAGCUGGAAGAGGAGAUUGAGGCUGAGAGAGCUGCUAGGGCUAAAGUAGAGAAGCAGAGAGCUGACCUCUCCAGGGAGCUUGAGGAGAUCAGUGAGAGGCUUGAGGAGGCUGGUGGAGCCACAGCUGCUCAGAUUGAGAUGAACAAGAAGCGUGAGGCUGAAUUCCAGAAGCUGCGCCGUGAUCUUGAGGAAGCCACUCUGCAGCAUGAAGCUACUGCAGCAGCUCUUCGCAAGAAGCAGGCCGACAGCGUUGCUGAGCUUGGAGAGCAGAUCGACAAUCUGCAGCGUGUCAAGCAGAAGCUGGAGAAGGAGAAGAGCGAGUACAAGAUGGAGAUUGAUGAUCUGUCCAGCAACAUGGAGGCUGUUGCCAAGGCAAAGGGCAACUUGGAGAAAAUGUGCAGGACUCUUGAGGACCAACUGAGUGAAAUCAAAGCUAAGAAUGAUGAGAAUGUCCGCCAGCUGAAUGACAUUAAUGCACAGAAAGCAAGACUCCAGACAGAGAAUGGUGAAUUUGGUCGCCAGCUUGAGGAGAAAGAAGCUCUUGUUUCUCAGCUGACAAGAGGCAAGCAGGCUUUCACUCAGCAGAUUGAGGAGCUCAAGAGACAAAUUGAGGAGGAAGUCAAGGCCAAGAAUGCCCUGGCCCAUGCUGUUCAGUCAGCCCGCCAUGACUGUGAUCUGCUCAGAGAGCAGUUUGAGGAAGAGCAGGAGGCCAAGGCUGAGCUGCAGAGAGGCAUGUCUAAGGCUAACAGUGAGGUGGCUCAGUGGAGAUCCAAAUAUGAGACUGAUGCCAUCCAGCGCACCGAGGAGCUGGAGGAGGCCAAGAAAAAGCUUGCCCAGCGCUUGCAGGAGGCUGAGGAGUCCAUCGAGGCUGUGAACUCCAAGUGUGCCUCUUUGGAGAAGACCAAGCAGAGGCUCCAGGGUGAAGUGGAGGACCUGAUGAUUGAUGUGGAGAGAGCCAAUUCUCUGGCUGCCAACCUUGACAAGAAGCAGAGGAACUUUGACAAGGUCCUGGCAGAGUGGAAGCAGAAGUACGAGGAGAGCCAGGCUGAGCUGGAAGGAGCCCAGAAGGAGGCCCGCUCUCUGAGCACUGAGCUGUUCAAGAUGAAGAACUCCUAUGAGGAGGCUCUGGAUCAUCUAGAGACCAUGAAGAGGGAGAACAAGAAUCUGCAGCAGGAGAUCUCAGAUCUUACGGAACAGAUUGGUGAGACUGGAAAGAACAUCCAUGAGCUGGAGAAAGCUAAAAAGACUGUGGAGACUGAGAAGGCUGAAAUUCAGGCUGCACUUGAGGAAGCUGAGGGCACUCUGGAACAUGAAGAGUCCAAGAUUCUGCGCGUCCAGCUGGAGCUCAACCAGGUCAAGAGUGAGAUUGACAGGAAGCUGGCAGAGAAGGAUGAGGAAAUGGAGCAGAUCAAGAGAAACAGCCAGAGAGUCAUUGACUCCAUGCAGAGCACUCUGGAUUCUGAGGUCAGAAGCAGAAAUGAUGCCCUGAGAGUCAAGAAGAAGAUGGAGGGAGAUCUGAACGAGAUGGAGAUUCAGCUGAGCCAUGCCAACAGGCAGGCUGCUGAGGCCCAGAAACAACUGAGGAACGUCCAGGGACAACUCAAGGACGCACAACUGCACCUUGAUGAUGCCCUCAGGGGACAGGAGGACAUGAAGGAGCAGGUAGCCAUGGUGGAGCGCAGGAACGGACUAAUGGUGGCUGAGAUUGAGGAGCUGAGAGCUGCUCUGGAGCAGACAGAGAGAGCACGCAAAGUGGCUGAGCAGGAGUUGGUCGAUGCCAGUGAGCGUGUCGGAUUGCUUCACUCUCAGAACACCAGCCUUCUGAACACCAAGAAGAAACUCGAGGCUGAUCUGGUCCAGGUCCAGGGUGAGGUGGACGAUGCUGUUCAGGAAGCAAGAAACGCAGAGGAGAAGGCCAAGAAGGCCAUCACUGAUGCUGCCAUGAUGGCUGAGGAGCUGAAGAAGGAGCAAGACACCAGUGCGCACCUGGAGAGGAUGAAGAAGAACCUGGAGGUCACAGUCAAGGACCUGCAGCAUCGCCUGGAUGAGGCUGAGAACCUCGCCAUGAAGGGUGGCAAGAAGCAGCUCCAGAAACUGGAGCAGAGGGUGCGUGAACUGGAAAGUGAAGUUGAAGCCGAGCAGAGACGUGGAGCUGAUGCUGUAAAGGGAGUCCGCAAAUAUGAAAGGAGAGUGAAAGAGCUGACCUACCAGACUGAGGAGGACAAAAAAAAUUUGGCAAGACUACAGGACCUUGUGGACAAGCUGCAGCUUAAAGUCAAGGCUUACAAGAGACAGGCUGAGGAGGCGGAGGAGCAGGCCAACACUCACAUGUCUAGGCUCAGGAAGGUACAACAUGAGAUGGAAGAAGCUCAGGAGCGCGCUGACAUCGCUGAAUCGCAGGUCAACAAACUUCGAGCAAAGAGCCGUGACACCGGAAAGGGUGAUUCUGCUGAAUAAGAGACCCAAGCUUGGAUUUUCAACAGAGUUCAUAAAAUAUGAAAAAUCUGUUGAAUUAUUUUUUCACUUUAACAUUCAAAUAAAACAAAGCACAAUGAUAUCUGAGAAA
Molecule: messenger RNA, 6074 nt
Organism: Cyprinodon variegatus (sheepshead minnow)
Lineage: Eukaryota; Metazoa; Chordata; Actinopteri; Cyprinodontiformes; Cyprinodontidae
Product: myosin heavy chain, fast skeletal muscle-like
Exons: 41
Coding region: 140-5965 (1941 amino acids)
Cellular component (GO): myosin complex
Molecular function (GO): cytoskeletal motor activity; ATP binding; actin filament binding
Source: RefSeq, a predicted model, not a curated record